This is a messenger RNA of Elephantulus edwardii (Cape elephant shrew), 4653 nucleotides long. RefSeq names its product probable ATP-dependent RNA helicase DDX60-like. Lineage: Eukaryota; Metazoa; Chordata; Mammalia; Macroscelidea; Macroscelididae. Gene Ontology annotation, cellular component: cytoplasm. The record is from RefSeq and is a predicted model, not a curated record. Gene Ontology annotation, molecular function: nucleic acid binding; ATP binding. The transcript has 32 exons. Bases 1 to 4653 code for a protein of 1550 amino acids.
AUGAAGAUUCUCACCCAAUUUGUAAGCUUGCUUAAAGAUUUUGUUGAGUCUGAAUUUUUUCUAAUUGAUGGAGAUUCUUUAUUUCUCACUUGCAUUUCCAACGUGAACUUAAAGAGAGGACAAACUCUUCACUUCUUCUAUCUUGUGGAGCAAUUUCUGCAUGAUUUCCUUCAAAAGGAAGCCAGAUUUGUAAUUGUUUUUUUCAAGGAUGUAGAAAAUAUGUACUUCAACUAUCCUGACCUUUUGGCUCUUCGUACCACAUUGAUUCAACAUUUAAAACACAAUACUGGUGUUACUGUCCAUACCGAAUUUUCCAACUGCUUUUCUCCAGAAUGGGAGAUAUUUCUUAAAGAAUGUUAUCCUUAUUUCCUGAUUGUCAGUGAAAAGGGGAUAAUACCUCACCACACAGACUUUUUAAAUAUUUUUAUCAUUCAUGCUCUUCAAAAGAAAAUCAAUAUUGUGCUAUCUGGGGGACAAGAGACUGAUGUCCUUAGAAUUUAUGGAUACUAUGCCCCAAGCCUCUAUUCACACAAAGAGUUUUUUCAAAAGCAUGAAAAUAAACUGCAACAUAUAUUACAUGACUACUUAAGAAAUUAUUUCCACAAGUUACAGAAGAAAGAAAUUUUACUAUAUGGUCAUAUGAGGCUAGACUUGGAAGACAUGCAGAAAGAGCUAAAGAGAUGUGAAUUUUUCACCCUAAAACAAUUAGAAGUUAACAAUUGGAAAUUGAAUUUCACUGGUCUGCCUGAUUUAAGUGAUAUGAUUUUAUGGAGAAAUAUUGCCUAUUAUUAUGAAAAUGAAUAUAUUACAGUAUCAAACCAAGAAAUUCAUAAGUCAGGACUCAUUCCUCUGAAAUCUGAUAUUAUAGAAGAUUAUGCUGGAGAUAUUCUUGCAGAACUACCUUUCCUGAGCAGUAAUGAUCCAAUUGUUAUAUCUCUUAAGAAGCGAGAAUUUGAUGAACUCACACAUUGGCAUUCUUCUAGACCUCUCAGUGGUGAUUUUGAAAGAGCUCGAUGCACCAGUGAUGUUAAAGCUAAUGAUGCCAAAGCAAGGAGAAAUAUACAGAAAUUACAUUAUUUUUAUCGUGUCCUUGGAAAAUCUUUGGUAGGAAGUAACAGAUCAAUAAUAGUUGUGAGAGAAAUGCCUUUGAAAUCUCCAGCAAACUCUUCUGCACAAAAGAAAGGAAAAUGCCAGAAGAAUAAGACAGAAAAAAUUAUUGAAGAAAAUAAAAAGAGACAACAAGAUAAACUGGAAAGAAGAGAAGAAGAAAGAUGGAAUAAUUUGUCCCUAUGCAUUGAAAAGGAAAUCAAAGAGAAUCCUAAUUCUGGAAUGAAAAGAUUAGAAGAUUUUCUUGAAACAUGUCCUGUUAAAUCUGUGAAAUUAACUGUUGAAAUGGAAGGAUUGGAGGCUUGUUUCAAAUCAUGGAUGAAAUACUGUCUCAAGCCAGAAGUGAAAUCUAAAGACCUAAGCAUAAUCAUUCUGAUGAUGAAAAGGAUUCACAUAAUCCACGACAAAUAUACAGAAUUAUUACAAAAUAUACAUCGACAAAAGUUAGCAAAAUAUUUAAAAUAUAUUGGGUUUGACAACUUGGCACACUUGUUAUGUCCCCAGGAGUCAAGGACUGACAAGGAUAUCUCUAAAUAUUCAGUUAACAUGGGAGCAGCUCGAUUUCAGUUAAUGCACAUGGGCCCUUACUUAUUUCGAGAGGAAAGAAGUGAUCCUGAUCCCAGGGUGCAGCACUUCAUACCAGACACAUGGCAGAGGGAACUUCUUGAUGUUGUUGAUAAUAAUGAAUCUGCUGUGAUUGUUGCUCCAACUUCAUCUGGCAAAACCUAUGCUUCUUAUUACUGCAUGGAGAAGAUAUUACGAGAGAGCGAUGAAGGGGUUGUUGUGUACGUUGCUCCAACAAAGGCUCUUGUUAAUCAAGUUGUGGGGACUAUCUGCAGUUUAUUUAACAAAUCACUGCCAAAUGGAGUAGUGCUAUGUGGAGUUUUUACAAGAGAUUAUCGUCAUGACGCCUUGAAUUGUCAGAUAUUGGUAACAGUACCUCAGUGUUUAGAAAUACUCUUAUUAUCGCCUCAUAGACAAAAUUGGGUGAAGAGAAUUAGAUAUGUCAUAUUUGAUGAGGUUCACUGUCUUGGGGGAGAAAUUGGAGCAGAGGUUUGGGAACAUCUUCUUGUUAUGAUCCGAUGCCCCUUUUUGGCACUUUCUGCUACUAUCAGUAAUCCUGAAGACCUUACUGAAUGGUUGAAACAAAUUAAAAGAUACUGGCAAGAUGUAGAGAGUGCAAUGGAAAAUUCAAAUUCUUCAUCAAAUGCCUCAAAAGUUUUAAAGAAACAAAAAGACAAAAGCAUACAAAAGUCAUCUUAUUGUGUUAGAUUGGUAUUAUACAAAGAACGAUACAAUGAUCUAGAAAAGUAUGUGUGUUCCAUAAAGGAUAAUGACUUUGUUAUUGAACAUUACCACCCUUGUGGGGCACUUACAGUCAGUCAUAUAAAGAAAUAUGGAAUACCAUCAGACCUUGGAUUUUCUCCUCGGGAAAGCAUACUGCUAUAUGAUGCUAUGGUACAUGUUUGGCCAGAAUGGUCAAGAAUGAAGGAGUUAGAACCUGAGGAAUUCAGUUUGUUCAAAAAUAAAAUAGUUAUCAAGAAGGCAGAUACAAAAAUAUAUGAAGAGGAACUGAAAAAGGAAUUAAUUCAAUGGAUUCAGCUGGACCCAGAUAAGCUGUCUGUCUCCCACCCAGGAUUUUCACUCAGCAGUUCCUGCCCAGUGACACCUACCCAGGUGUCCUCGUGCAGUGGCCUCUACCCAAGCAGGGUCCUGGGUCCAAUGGGAUCUGAGAAGUCAAAGUCAAAUUCCCACCACCCCACUUGCCUCUGCCUGGUCUGCAGUGUCCACAAAAGUUCAGACACAUUCCCACUGGCCUGCUCGCUCCUGGGCAGUAGGUAUGGCCCAAGAGAGCUCAUCCUUGGGUCCUCUCCCAGGUCAUCAGUGGUGACCAGAAAAAUCCAGUCAGGAUCCUGCUGGCCUUUCUCCUGCCACAGCAGCUCCUCUCCCACAGCAGCUCAGCUGGUGGCUUCAGGUGCUAGAGUUCAAAGGCUUAUUUUAGAGGUGGCUGAAAUGCAAGAGCUAAAGAAACAUCUUAAGAAACUUACACAAGUUCCUUCAGAUUGCACAUAUACUGAUCGUGCACGUGUGGAUUAUAAGACUUUCAGGAAGAUCUUAUAUAGAAUUAGAGACACAAGACAAUGCUAUAAGCUGCGUAACCUGCUAUGGCGGGGCAUUGGAUAUCAUCAUGGCUCGAUGGAACACAAGCAAAGACAGGUUGUAGAGAUGCUUUUCAGAGUGGGACAUGCUAAGGUGGUAACAGCUACCUCAACUCUUGCUUUGGGAAUUAAUAUGCCAUGUAAAUCUGUUGUUUUUACAGAAGAUUCUGUUUAUUUGGAUGCAUUGCACUUUCGACAGAUGUCUGGUCGUGCAGGAAGACGUGGAGAAGAUCCUGUAGGAAAUGUGUUCUUCUAUGAUAUUCCGUUACCAAAGAUAGAAAGGCUUUUAAAGUCUAAUGUGCCCAAACUGAAGGGUCAGUUUCCUCUGAGUAUAUCAUUGGUUCUCAGGCUUAUGUUAUUAGUUUCCAAAGCAGAUGACAAAGAAGAUGCAAAAGCAAAGGCAUUGUCAGUGCUAAAACAUUCACUAAUGUCCUUCAAUCAACCAAGAAUCAUGUGCAUGUUAAAAUUUUUCUUUAUAUAUUCUUUGCAGUUCUUAGUCAGAGAGGGAUACCUGGAUCAAGAAUGUAAUCCCAUAGGAUAUACUGGACUUGUGACUCAUUUGCACUACCAUGAACCUGCCAAUUUUGUUUUAGUAAGCUUCCUGGUUAAAGGCUUAUUUCACAAAUUGUGCAUUCCAAUGAAAAGAAAAGGCCCAAAGAAAUUUUCUGAGGAAGUGAUGGAAACGUUAGUGGUAGUGUUAGCACAUCUUUUUGGCAGAAGAUACUUGCCUCCCUGUGUGAAAAAAUUUGAGAAAGCAUUUUCACAUUCAGUGGUAAUUCUAAAAGAUCUUCCCAAAGACUUUGCCACAGUAAUCGAGGAACACAACAAUAGGGUUCACAGGAACUUUGGUUCUUUCCUUUUAACAAUUUCUAAGUUGGCAGACAUGAGAAAAGAAUACCAACUACCUCUCUCAGAAAUUGACUUUUCAGAUAAGAAGUGUGAAGAAUCUCAACUUGUCACUCAUUUGAUGCCUGGACUGGAAAGUAGAACUGCUGUAUCUCCAUUUGCUUGCCUGUCUAAUAUCACUGAUCAAGAUUUAUUUGACAUUAAUGUGGUAGAUGAUGCUAUGUUACGAACAAUUAGUGUGAAUGUGAAAGAUAUUCCUUUCCUUCAGUUGAAUAAAUAUGAUAAAAAUGGACGAAAAUGUCCAUUGAACGGCUAUGCAUUAAACUUCUACAAACAUGGUUCCUUGUCACUACUGACUUUGGACAACUGGUUAAAUAUGGGAGAUGCUUUUAAUUUAAUCAGGGAUUUUUUCCUUGUUAUCCAGUCAAUCAGGAUUUCACUACGUGAAUUAUGUGAUAAUGAAAAUGACAAUGUUGUGUUGGCAUUUAAACAACUAAGUGAAGAAUUUCGGAAAAAGUUUUAUAAAAAUGGAAAAUAUUGA